AUGACCAAUGUGCUGUCGAAUACUGUUGGUGGUAGUGUUACAACUGUGCUGGCAGGUAAUGGCACUAUAGGUCACCAGCAGCUCUACUGGACCAGGUUUGGCCAGGGGUCUUGGUCAUAUGUCUAUUCAAACUGGCAUGGCCUCAUCUGCAAGUACAACCUGAACAUAUGCCGCCAAUGCUUCCAGCAGUACAUAAAAGACAUUGGCUUCGUUAAGUUGGACUACAUAUUUAGGGACCUCACUUCCAUGAUUACUCUGAUCAUUAAUAACUACCAUUUUGGAUUCUGGACAACUAAUUGAACUACCCACUUAAAGAUCAGUCUUAUUGUGUAUACUAUGCCAGUUUACAUAUAUCAUUUUAAAAAGUCAUCCUCAGUUAAGAUUUAAAAAAAAAAAUACAUUGGAGAAAUUUAUGGAACAACAACGUUGUAAAGAUACAAUAACAUUUUGUUUAAAAAUAGCUAGAAGGAAACAGUAUGAGAUGAGACAGGUAGGUAAGUUGGAGCUAAGAAGAUAAGUUGUGAAGGAAUUCCAACAGUAGACUCAGAAGAUUAUAUUUUAUUUCUGAGGCAUUGAAAAGUUGGAAAUUUUUUAAAGAGAGAGAAGUAACAGCUCUUGGCACUGGAUUAAAAAUAUCAGUCAGCAAUUUGUAAAGGAUUAAACUAGAUAUAGAUUGGAGGCAUAAAGGCCAUUAAGCUAUUCCAGUAGUCUAAACAAGAAAAAUUGAGGUCCUGAGCUAGUAAGAUAGUAGUGAGGAUAAAUAGGAGGGCCCACAUUAGGGUGAAAUUGCGGGAUUAGAGACAUUGGGAUUUGGCAACUGAUUGAAUAUUUGACAUGAGGGGAAGAGUGAAAUGAACCAUGACAUUUAGUUAGAAUCUUUUGGGCAAUCACUGCAGCUCUUGAGGCAUUCUGGUCAGCUUUCAUGCCUCAUUAAAUGAACAAAGACUCUGGUUCCCUUGAGAGUAUGGCCAUCAACAAUUUACUGAAUUAAAAUAGUCUGCCUCUUUAGCCUUUUUUUGUAGGGGAGGAUGGAGUAUUAGUGUAAUAAACCUUAGGGGCAGAAUUUGCUGGAUUUCUAACAGUUGCCUUUUUGAGUGCUGAAAGCAAUGGGGAAUCAGUGGGGUGUAUCUUACCCCCAGAAUCCAGUAAAGAGCAAUUCUCAAUAGAACCUCUGAACCCUGUCUCUGACCUGCUUCACAGGCAUCAUCCAAUAGAAAGGCUUAGAAGAUUGUCAUAAAAGGGCUGUAGCAGUUGACCUCCAGCCUUACAAUAGAUACCUAGCAUCUCAUUCCUGUCCCUCCCCUACUUUUCUGGCAGUGUUAAUGCAGUGAGAUUUUCAUAGGAUUUUUUUGUUUUUGUUUUU
Molecule: messenger RNA, 1363 nt
Organism: Antechinus flavipes (yellow-footed antechinus)
Lineage: Eukaryota; Metazoa; Chordata; Mammalia; Dasyuromorphia; Dasyuridae
Product: 40S ribosomal protein S29-like
Cellular component (GO): cytosolic small ribosomal subunit
Molecular function (GO): structural constituent of ribosome; zinc ion binding
Source: RefSeq, a predicted model, not a curated record